UCAGUGUUAUUGAAAGCGUGUUCGAGAGCGCACCCAUAGUAAACAACAAAUACUUUUCUUAUAUACGAAAGUGUACAAGACUUUUAAGAAGUGAUUGGAGUUUUAGAAAGACAGCAACGAUGAAGAUACCUAUUGACAGCGUCGUUUCCAAAGUGAUGUUUUGGAAAGGGGAGGGCACCAUCAACCCGGGAUUCGAGAAUGACGAAAAGAAGAGCAAAAAUGAGGCGAAAGUGGAAAUGGAAAUGACGAGCCCUGAGGCUUCCGAGGAACCCUCGAGAGACCAGUGGUCGAACCCCAUCGAGUUCCUCCUGUCGUGCAUCGCCAUGUCCGUCGGGCUCGGGAACGUGUGGCGCUUCCCCUUCGUGGCCUUGGAGAACGGCGGGGGGGCGUUCCUCAUCCCCUACAUCCUCGUCCUUCUGCUCAUCGGCAAACCCCUCUACUACAUGGAGCUUUGUCUCGGCCAGUUCGCGUCGGCGGGAUCGGUGAGGGUGUGGGACCUCGCGCCGGCCUUCCGUGGCGUUGGAUACGGACAGGCUGUUGCCACGUGGGCUGUCGUGACCUACUACGUGUCCCUGAUGGCCCUCACCGUCUUCUACUUCUUCGCGUCCUUCUCCAGCGUGUUGCCGUGGUCGGUGUGUCCCCCCGACGUCCAGGUGAACUGCAUCUCCAAGGACGACAAUGUCACUGCGCUCGGACUCAACGCCUCCAGUCUCGUUUCCUCCGCGGACGAGUAUUUCAAGAACGAGGUCCUGAAGUCCGACCCCAACGGCCUCGCCAACGGGAUCGACGCCCCCGAAUGGCGCCUCUCCCUCUGCCUCCUGUUCUCCUGGGUCGUCCUCUUCGUGAUCCUGGCCAAGGGCGUCCAGAGCUCGGGCAAGGCGGCUUACUUCACGGCCCUCUUCCCCUACCUCGUCCUCUUCAUCAUGCUCAUCAGGGGGGCCACGCUCCCAGGCUCGCUCGACGGCAUCCUGUUCUUCAUCACGCCCCGCUGGGCAAAGCUCCUUGAUCCUGGGGUGUGGUACGCCGCCGUGAACCAGUCCUUCUUCAGCUUGUCCGUGGGCUUCGGCUCCAUCAUCAUGUUCUCGUCCUACAACUCCUUCCGCCACAACGUGUACCGCGACGCCGCCAUCAUCUCCGUGACGGACACCCUGACCUCGCUCCUGGCCGGCUUCACCACCUUCGCCAUCCUGGGCCACCUCGCCCACCUCCUGGGCCUCCCGCUCGAGGAGGUCGUCAAGAGCGACGGCACCUCCCUGGCCUUCAUCAGCUACCCGGAGGUGCUCUCGCGCUUCGACUGGGCGCCGCAGCUGUUCGCCGUCCUGUUCUUCCUCAUGCUGUUCACUCUCGGGGUGGGCAGCGCCUCCGCCCUCACCGGCUGCAUCAUCACCAUCAUCUGCGACGAGUUCCCCUCCUUCAAGAGGUGGAUCGUGACCCUCGCCGUCUGCGUCGUCGGCCUCCUGCUCGGCCUCUUCUACGUCACGCCUCAGGGCCAGUACAUCCUCACGCUCAUCGACCACUACGGCGCCGGUUUCAUCAUCUUCAUCCUGGCCAUCACCGAAGUGGCUGCCGUCCAGUGGGUCUACGGCAUCAAGAACUUCUGCCGCGACAUCGAAUUCAUGCUCCAGAGGAAGACCGGCAUCUACUGGAAGUUCUGCUGGGCCUUCCUCAUCCCCGUCCUGCUGGCUUUCAUCUUCAUCUACGGGCAGUACAAGGCCAAGCCCCUGCAAGCUUCCGGCUACGUCUUCGGCCCCGGAGCGAAUGCCUUCGGUAUCUGCAUCGCCGUCUUCGCGUGCCUCCUCAUCCCCAUCUUCUUCGUGGUGGAGGUCGUCCGCCGGCGGGACGAGGCCGACUCCCUGCUGGAGGCCGUGCGGAGCGCCUUCAGGCCCAACGCCGACUGGUGCCCCAAGGACGCCAUCCUCCGCCGCGAGUACCAGGAGUUCAAGGCCUCGCACAAGCCCGUGCUGGAGGGCAUCGACAACCCGCUUCCUCCUGUGGCCUCGUCCGUGUCCUUGGCCUCGCAGAACGCCGCCCCCGUCACGCAGUACAACACGAGCGUCUAAGUUCCUGUGUUGCGGAAGCUGUUACCAAAAAGCCGGAGGAAGAACCACGAAGAUAUUAUGCGUCUAGAUUAGUCUAAAAAAAUCAUAUAGUUCAUCAUAUCAUCUUGUUCUCUAUCAUCAUCAUUUAGUAUUCAGCACUAUCAUGUAUCAAUAAUUACAGUACGUGUUGUAUAUAUAUAUAUAUAUAUAUAUAUAUAUAUAUAUAUAUAUAUAUAUAUAUAUAUAUAUAUAUAUAUAUAUGUAUGUAUGUAUAUAUAUCAUUCAUACAUACCAACAGUCUGUUAUGCAUUUCAUAAAUGUAAUAACAUAAAACUCACUCACAGUUGGUUGUGAUAUAUUGUUAUGUAUUCAACAUACAAUGUGUUAUUUAUAGCCAUUAAUUUAAGCUUUGUAUAUAAACUCUAUUAAGUUUAAAUAUAUAUAUAUGAAUAGAUAAAGUCAAA
Molecule: messenger RNA, 2503 nt
Organism: Penaeus vannamei (Pacific white shrimp)
Lineage: Eukaryota; Metazoa; Arthropoda; Malacostraca; Decapoda; Penaeidae
Product: sodium-dependent nutrient amino acid transporter 1
Biological process (GO): sodium ion transmembrane transport
Cellular component (GO): plasma membrane
Molecular function (GO): L-amino acid transmembrane transporter activity
Source: RefSeq, a predicted model, not a curated record